Molecule: messenger RNA, 15011 nt
Organism: Cydia fagiglandana
Lineage: Eukaryota; Metazoa; Arthropoda; Insecta; Lepidoptera; Tortricidae
Exons: 29
Coding region: 147-13340 (4397 amino acids)
Cellular component (GO): nucleus
Molecular function (GO): ATP binding; ATP hydrolysis activity; DNA binding
Source: RefSeq, a predicted model, not a curated record
GCGAUUCGAGUUUAGAUUUUGUUCAACUUAAAACCUUGAUUUCUUUUUGUUUUACUGCGAUUCUAUGUGCUAUCGUUUUAGCCAAUUAGUAUGUGACAGUUUUUUAUCGGCAUUAUCUACAAUGAUUAGUGUAACUACUUUAUAACAUGUCUGAAGAAAUGGACAUGAAUGUAAACAACCUCUCCGCUGCCGAAGAGGCUUUUGAGGUAUCCCAAUCAAAUUCCUUGUAUUUAGAAAAUGAGAGUGUCUCUUCUCCUGGCAGAGAGUGCUCGCAGCCUGCUGCCGUAGAUGUCGGCGAAUUAAGCGAUAUGUCCAUAGAAAACGAUCUAGUAUCGUCCACCAACAACGAGGAUCAAUCGCAACUAAGUUACUGCAACUUGGAUGUAGGCAGCGAAGUGAACAUCAACGAAGAUGAGCCAGACGAAACCACAUUUGAUCUUGGUAACGAGGCCAACUCUGAACCUAGUAAUUCACUUGAUACCGAUAAUGUGCAAGAACCAAGUUAUGCAGUAAGUAACGAUGUGGAUAACGACGUAGACGUGGAGGCAGACGAGACAGUGGAUAUAGAAGCGGUGAGCAGCUCAGAAGUAUGUCAGCCUACUAGCUUAUCUCCUUCGAAACAAGGUAGAGGUAGGGGCAGAGGCAGAGGGAGAGGACGGGGAAGAGGGAGAGGCCGAGGCAAGGGCAGAGGUAGGAAAACAACAUCAUUUAAUGAUUCAACCUCUAUUAAUUUCGGCACAGACGUUUCUAGUGAUAUUAGUGCAAAUAUAAGUUCAGAACCUCUUCCUGAGAAUACACUACACUCCCCGAACAACAAUAUUGACUCAAUUCAAACUGACACAAAUGGCUUUCUAGCAUCAUCAAUUCAGAGUAUGGACACUUCCACUGAACAAGUCCCUGUAACUAGAAAAAGGGGCAGGAAAAAGAAAGAGCCACCUGUUGUAAGUGAUACUGGAAGCUUGGAAAGUCCGGAAGGUGUAAGUCCAAAAGUUCCUCGUAGAAGAGCUCCACCAGUUAAAGAUACUGGAAGCUUGCAAAGUCCAGUAGUUGAAAGUCCAAGAACUUCCCGUAGAAGAGGUCGGCCAAGGAAAAAUUCAAGUCUGAAUGAUAUAACUGAAAACCAAGCAGUCAAUGGGAAUUCUUUACCUGUCACUGCCAGCUCUUCCGAAAUCAAAGACCUUAAUAAAAUGGUUGAAAAUUUGUCCCAACUUGAAGACAAGUUGCGUAAAUUACAAGACAACCUAUCAAAUAUAGAGAAAUUAGAGGAGGAUGACGAUGAUGAUGAGGAAGACAUGUGCUUAAGUCAGCUGAAAACAUCAAUUGACUGUGAAAGAGCAUCUGAAGCCAAGGAUCCCAUAUUGCAAGGGUUGCAAGAAAUGCCUUCUUCACCAUUGCCUGAACCUGAGGCAGAUUUGAAUAAUGGAAUUGAUGAAAGUGCAAGUGCUCCUAGUGAGCCUAUCACCCAGGCUGAGGUCACCAAAGACAAUGAUGCCACCACAAAAGAAACAGACACCCCAUUGACAGAAAACAUUACACUAGAAAAAGUUACAGCAGAAAAUAUACCUACAGAAAAUAUAACUACAGAAAACGUAACUACAGAAAAUGCAACUACAGAAAAUGUAACUACAGAAAACGCCACUGCAGAAAAUAUAAUAAGCAAUAAAGUUGAAAAUAAGUGUAUGGAUGAGUCACUUCUUGUCGAAGAUACUUCUAAGAGACCUAAGAGAAGAAAUGCGAAGAAAACGUUAAAAUACAGAAAUGAUGAUGAUUCUGAUGAAGAUCCAUUUGCUAAUGUUGAGCUUUCGGAUGAUGAUGAACCAAGAAGAAAAAAGAAAAGUGGCAGGUAUAACUCUGAUGAUGAAUACAUACCGGGAAGAAAAGGACGAACAAGCUCCAUAGACUCCUCAGAUAGUGCAGUUGGUGAUGCACUAGAUGAGUUAGAAGAGCUAAAAAUGACAACAAAGAAAAGAGGGCGAAAGAAAAAAGAUGUUCAAUUAGAAGGAGAGAAAAUGCCUGUUAUUUCAGACGUAAUUAGCCAAAGUCCUAUGAAAACAUCAAGUUUGAAUACAGUUGAAGAUAAAAAAGAACCUUGGAGGUUUUCACCUAAUACAGUUGAGGAUUUGUGUGAUGACACUGAAGAGCAACCAUCUGCAAAUAAUGAAAUCAAACCUACACCGCCUCCACAGUCUUCAAAUACUUGGGGUUCAAGUAAGGAGUUUGAAAACUUCCUUGCAAAGAAAACACAGGGCACUAAUUUGAAAAUUAAAAAAGUGCGUAAUAUAUCAAGGUCAUCACCAAGUGUAGUAGUACCUAUAGAAAUCCCAGUCUUAGAAGCAAACGAAGUUAAGAAGAAAGUAGAAGCAUCUGCACAAACCAACAAAGUUUAUACUGAAACUACAAGUACUCAGACUAGUGGGCCCUGCACACUUUCAAUGAAGACCAAUGUUCCUUUAAAUAGUGAACAGUCAGAAAAUGCAUGCAAAUUCCUUACUAGCAUUGUGAAAACUACUUCAGAAUUAGGAACCCUGAUGACUGAAAAGUCUGAUGACUUUAUUCAAAAGAAAAUAAACACAACUAAUGUUGUAGACACUUUUAAGAUAGAUUAUUGUGUCAAAAAAUCAUUUUUACUACUGAAACUUGCCAAACAUAAUAUUAUGCAAAUGGAAGAGGACUUAUCCAAUCAAUAUGAGAAGUUUCUACAAGAAAAUGACCUAUCAUCAUACAGGGAACAAGAGAAGAAAUUAGAGCCUACACCCAAAAAGGAAAAAGAAGACAGUGAUAGUGACUGUGAAAUAGUUGGGGAAACACCACCUCAAAAGGUGAAGGUUGAAGUGAAAAAAGAAAGCAAACCCAAAUUCAACCCAAAAACAGUAUUUUUAAAUAAAGAACUUUCCAUCAAAAUUGCUAAAAAGCCAAGUGAAGAAGUCAAGAGCAAUAAAAAUAUUAACAUCAAAGGCAGACACACUGUGUGGAUCAGUGAUUCGGUGAUGGUAAAGAAAGUAAAGGGCUCGCAGUCUUUUUUAGCCCAGGACAGCCGAAAUAAAAAACCACCUGAUAAUAAAAUUACAGAAAAAAUGGUAAGUGAUUUUUUUGAGGAUUAUUAUCGCCAGAAAGCAUUAUUUGCGUGUGCUCCAUUUGUAUCCACGGAAUGGUCUACCUGGCGAUACAACAGAUACAUCUGCCAAUAUUUUACUGUUGAACCUGAUAAUCUUACAAAUGGUAAUAUUUCUAGAACUGAGGAGAUUUUCACGGACAAUGAAAGUAACCCAAGUGUGAGUGAAAGUGGCAAUGAACUUAGUGAGAAAAUAAAAUGUGAAGUUAGCAAAUUAAGCAACCCGACAACACUUUUAUCAAUUUGCUUGAAGAAUCUGCACGAACUCUUUUACCUGAGGGAAUCUAGUGAUAUUAUCAAUACUUUUUCCAUUCCCAAAUGCACAAUUGAUAAUAGUGCAGCUCAGUUUUAUCAGCCAAAAACACUAUUUUCUUCAUGCUGUGAGCACCUGAAAAAAAAUCAGCUGAAUUUCAGGGGACAACAUAAGUUGUUAGUAAAUGCUCCCAAGAUUGUACCUCAAAAUCAAAUUGAAAAUUCAGGUGAAGAUGAAGACAAUCAAGAAGAGGACAUUUGUUUACUAAAUGCUUCAGAAAUCCUAACCCAAAAUAUACCCUCCUUGAAAGCAUUGUGCCUGAAAAUAAAUCAGCUGAAUUUGAGGGGACAACAUAAGUUGUUAGUAAAUGCUCCCAAGAUUGUACGUCAAAAUCAAAUUGAAAAUUCAGAUGAAGAUGAAGACAAUCAAGAAGAGGACAUUUGUUUACUAAAUGCUUCAGAAAUCCUAACCCAAAAUAUACCCUCUUUGAAAGCAUUGUGCCUUUCAAAAAUAAUCAGACUUGACUUUGCAAAUAGCAUAAAAAGUGAUAAUAAGACUGUAAUGUCUACUAGUGAAAUUGAUGAAACUGAAUAUUGUGAAAGUGACUUCUCAUGUGAUGAUUGCAGCCAAGAAGUCAAGUCUUUGGUGACUUUAUGUGUUCAGGUAAUCCAACAAGGACAAAAAGUUCUUCAACCUAAUAAGCCAAGUGAUUUUUGUGUUAAGGACACUUUCUCAUUUAGAUCUCCAAAUUCUUUGAAGCAUAUUGCUUUUAAAUGUAUAACAAGUUUACUAAAUGAAUGUCACAUAAUUGACACUGCUAAGUCACAAAAUGAAAUUGUAUGUAAUUUAACUCCCCAUAAAGUGAAAAAGCUAGCUGAUAUAUGCUUUGAUAUUGUAUCAAAGUUGUAUGAAGCUGACGAUUCUCAAAUAACUGAAAGUGCUGAAACCCCACCUAUAGCACUAACUAUCAAUGCCAUUAAUACACUCUCAGAAGAAGCAUUCCUUAAUAUUGAUGAAAAUACAAAUGAUCAAGAUAAUUCCGAUUAUUAUGAAGAUGGUGGUGGCUCUUUUUAUGAGGAUGAAUCCAUGGAACCCAAUUAUAAUGAAGAUGAAGAUAAUGGAGAUCAUAGGGAAAAUGAAAAUUGGAUCUCUAAAGUACAGUUAAAAGAACUUAUGUCUUGUGUUGAAUCUGACAAACAAAAAAAUGAGCCAAAACCCAUCCCUGAAAAUGAUAAUAUUCAGGUAGCAACUGAGAAUUAUCCUCUUAUUGCUAAUAUCAAAACAGAACCGGGUUUAGAGGAGGCACCUGCUAUUGCUGAGAACUUUGUUCCUAUUAUUAAAACUGAACCAGAUCAUUAUGUUGAUCAAAUGACCAUCAUACCAGAAAGUGUUGUUACAAAAACGGAAUCUUUUGAUAAUGUUGAUCCAUUACCCGUUGGUAGAGAACCAAUUCAAAGACAAAGUAGUGCAAGUUUUGAUGAAGAAAAUUUUGAAAGUUUUGUUAGGUCGAACAAAAUGAUACAUGCUAUUAGCACAUACGAAAAUGAGAAUGAAGAAACAUUUAGUCAAAGUGCUUUACGAGUUCGCAGACAACAUGAACCUGAUUCUGAUAACGAAAAUGACACGAGUAUGAGUUUACUAAUACCACAUACAUUUGAGCCUCUCACUGUUGAAUCGGCUAAAGGAAGCCUUCUGGAAAACAGCGAGAGUGACAGUGAAAAUGUUGGUAAAAAGAAUAACAAACGAAAACCUGGUAGACCAAAGACAAGUAAAACAAAGAAACCUGAUCCUCCAAAACAAACCAAAGAAGUACCUGCAAAAGAAAAUAAAGAAGCACCUUCAAAAGAAAACAAAGAAGUCCAGUCAAAAGACAAUAAAGAGGUACAGUCAAAAGACAAACCUGUUCAUGUUAAUGAGCUAGCAAUACUAACUAGACGAAUGCGAGAACGAAUUAGACAAGAGGAGAAAAAAGGCGCGUCGUCCGAUUCGGACUCAGAAAAUGUGGCACAAACCUCAAAGAAAGAAAAAGAAACAAAGAAAGAAACGAGACGAUCACGAUUGGCUGCUAAAAAUAACACUCCUGUGGAUGAGGAGAUACAGUGCAAUAAUGUAGAUUCAACAGAACAAAUAACGGAUACUACUGCUAAUAAAUCCAAGGAUGAAACUGGAACAAAUCCCAAAGAAGAUAAUAAGUUCACUGGAUUUACUGCUGUUGAUCAAAAUGAAAUUUCUACAUAUCAUAAAUACGUUAAAUAUGUUUAUGACCAAAUUUUACCAAAAGUAAAUGAGGAGACUGAAUCGAAAACUACAGAAGAAAAAUCAAACAAAGAUGAAAAGACAAAGGAUACUGAACAAGAGACAGAUGAGAUAAUAAAUUCACAGGAACCAAUAGAACUUUUAGAAUGCACACCUACAAUGCCAAUAUUUGAGGAAGAGGAGGCUAAACCUAAUCGAAAACCUUCCACAAAAUCACCAGGCAAAAAGAAAGAAGCUAAACAUGCUAAAGAAGAAUCAGUAAGUAAAGACAAAGAGGAUGCUAAACAUGAUAAUAAUGGGAAAAAAGAACUAUUUGGCAAAGAACCUCAGGAAAGUGAAUUAUUCACUGAACGCAAUGGAUGGAAGUGCUAUCCGAUUCUCAGUAGUGAUACAAAACUUUAUGAACAAGUCCCCAUCAUUCCCUUGGAAAAAUUACCAGAAUCUUUUGUUCAGACAUAUUUUGAAUAUCAAGAGAUAGCGGUAAAAAGCAAAGACGAUGAAGAAAUCGAUAGAUUAACAAACCUUCAGUCUUUGAAUAGGUUAUCUUUAUCUAGUGUAAAGAAACCUAAUAGAGUCCGCAAAGAAAAAGUGGCAGGUGAAGAGCAGGCAAAGUCUUCUCAUGAUGAUGAUGAACGACCGGAAAGUCCUGCAGACGCAGACGCAGGUCAUUACAAUGAAUUGUUACCAUCUGAAGAUGAAGGUGAUAACUAUGAGGACGAUUUUACAACACCAGGUCCAGAUGCUACGGAAAACAAUGUGGCGAAAAAUUUGCUCAUGAAUGAUGAUGAUGACGAGGACGACACACCGCUAUCUAAUAGAAAAAUCAAGAAAGAAGUUGAUGCCACAUAUAAAAAGAAGAGGCCCGGGCCGAAAUCCAAAACAGUUGAUAUAAAACAGGAACAUGCAGAUUCGUUAAUGCUUACUGCAGACAAGAUGAUGAACAAAGAAUUGACCCUUUUACAUGCACCAGUAGUUUUAGAUAACGAAAAUGCGAAAACACCUGUUAAAGGUCCUGUUACAAGGAAUAAACCGAGAAGUGGUACAAAGAGCGGUGGUAAGGGAGAUCGAAUAAAGUCUGAUGAUUCCUCAUCAGAGGAAGAAAAACAAUGGGUUAAUACUAAAGAAAAACUUCUAAAAAGAAUGGGGAAAAAACAAGAGACUGCAAUAGAAGACGAUGCUAAGCGAGCUAAACUUGUGAAUGAGUUCAUAGAGCGACGGAACACAGGCGACAAGCCUUUGAUAUUGAAUCAUAAACCUCGCGGUCGAUCCAGACGUUCUAGAAAGAAGAUGUUGGAAAGGCAGAAGCAGAUGAGAGUGCUGUCGUACGAGCUACUCGGAGAAGCGGGACCGCACGCCACAAAAGGAAGUUCCGCAGCAUAUUUCAAGGGACGGCGUAAUAUUAGAAAGGUCAUUGAUAAGAAAUCCUUGGCCCGGAGUACUGUGAUAGCUAAUAUGGAGGAAUUCGAGAGAAAGCGAAGAUUGAGCAUGAAACAGAAACAACUGGAAGAAAUAUUAGGCUGCGAAGAGGGUGUAAAUGUGAUAGUGACUAAUGACGAGGUCUGCUUGGAGUACGACUUCGAUAUAGGCCAGCCUGCGGUCACAGUGCAUCCGUUCUUUACCAAAGUUAUGAAAGCGCAUCAGUACGAAGGUGUCAAAUUCAUGUGGGACGCGUGUUUCGAAAGCCUGGAGCGCGUCCAGUCGGGCCACCCAGGCGGCGGCUGCAUAUUGGCGCACUGCAUGGGACUCGGGAAGACCUUACAAGUCCUAGCCCUGUUACACACAGUAUUAACGCACCCGGGCGUGGGCAUGCGACGUGUGCUCGUCUGCUGCCCGCUGUCGACGGUGUUGAACUGGGUUGACGAAAUACACAAGUGGAUCGGACCCGUUACGGACGAAAUAAAGCCCAGUAAAAUGAGACGGAAGCUACAGGUUUUCGAACUAUCAAAACUAAAAAAAACUUACGAGCGAGCGUACCAAUUAGAGGACUGGUACAACGGGGGCGGCAUUUUCAUCGUCGGAUACGAACUAUUCCGGAGUCUGACAACCCUGGACGCCGAACUAGAUGACGUCAGACAAACGAUCAUAGACAAGAUACGCACAGCCCUACUCGACCCAGGCCCGGACAUUAUAGUCUGUGACGAAGGACAUUUAUUAAAGAAUGAUUGCUCGGUGCUAGCGGUGGCUAUGAGCAGGGUUGCCACUCGCCGAAGGAUUGUGCUGACGGGGACGCCGAUGCAGAAUAAUUUGAGAGAGUAUUAUUGCAUGGUGAACUUUGUGAAGCCUAAUCUGCUUGGGACGUACUCGGAGUAUUCUAACAGAUUCGAAAACCCCAUAAUGAACGGUCAGCACCGCGACUCCGUAGUUGAAGACAUAAAGCUAAUGAAGGCACGUACCCACAUCCUCCACAAAGUCUUAGAAGGCUGCCUCCAAAGGCAGGAGGCCUCUGUACUAUACCCUUACUUACCAAAGAAACACGAAUACACAGUAUUCAUAUCCCUAACGAGAUGCCAGUGUGACUUGUACAAGCAUUACCUCAAUGUGUACGCGAACAAGAAUAAGCAGAGUAUAUUGAAGGACUUCCAUACGUUGCAGAAGAUAUGGUCGCAUCCUCAGGUGUUGCAUAAUUUCAAUAUGAAAGCAAGGGACGAGAAGAUGAAAGUUAAAGCCGAGAAGUUAGAAGACGACUUAGCGCGCGAAGACCUGACUGCCAGCGAGGACAUGAAGCCAUCGAGCACGGACGUGUGGUGGCUGCAGUACCUUGAGGGCGGCGACAUGUUGGAGCGGCUCGAGAGCUCCAACAAGUUCAUCACCGUCUUCAGGAUCCUGGAGGAGGCCGUUGCGCUGGACGACAAAGUUUUAAUAUUCUCCACGUCGCUGAUCACCAUGGAUUCGCUGGAGUACUUCCUGAAGAAGAUCAACAACUGGAGUCUCGGGCAGGAGUACUACCGGCUCGACGGCUCCGUGCCGCCCGAGGUGCGCCAGAAGUGGUGCCGCGAGUUCAACGCCGAGCACAACUACAAGACCAAAUUGUUCCUAAUCUCAACCCGUGCCGGAUCCCUCGGUCUGAACAUGACGGCCGCCAACCGUGUCAUCAUAUUGGACACCUCUUGGAAUCCAGCCCACGACAUACAGAGCAUCUUCCGAGUGUACCGCUUCGGGCAGAAGAAGGACUGCUACAUUUACCGACUGGUGGCGUUGGGCACUAUGGAACAGAAGAUCUACGAACGAGCCGUGACGAAACAGGCGGUGUCGUGUCGCGUGGUGGACGAGCAGCAGAUUGACAGACACUACAACAUGGCCGAGCUCACUGAGUUAUACAGGUUCGACGAGACGGGCACUAGCGUGGCCGGCGGCGUGGCGGUGGGCGUGCAGGACGUGGUGCUGCUGCGCGUGGCGCGCGACGCCGCGCUGCACGCCGUGCACGAGCACGACUCGCUGCUGCGCGGCUCCGAGGCCGCGCUGUCCGAGCACGAGCGCGCCGCCGCCUGGCAGCAGUUCCAGCAGGAGACGCAGCACAACCAGAUGCCGCAGGAUAAAGUGCCCAAAAAAGAGAAAAAAGGAACUAAAAGAAGCCUUCCACUGGUUCCGGUGCCGGAUGUUAAGCCGACGCUGCCCGAGGUCAAACCGGAACCACACGCCGACGCGGACUACACGCCUACUGAGCCUAAAUCGAAGCGAGGGAGGAAGAAGAUCAUAAAAUGCCGCAUUCCGAUCCAAAGGCAGACCCCGCAGCCGUCCACCAGCAGCCAGCCAGACUAUUUCGUCGACAGGAGGCAGGAAACCGACAUCGUCGCCCAGAUCUCACAGAUUCUAGUCAGUCACGAUUUCAACAAUAGGAGGACGCCGCGGGAUCUGUCCAAACUUAUAUCGACUGUCCAGCAGGUCGUCGCGAGCGGGGACCUGAGCAAACUGCCGCCCGGGGACGAGGCGGCCGCGGCCAUCGCGCAAAUACUGCUGCGGAAGAACUCUCCCGUCGCACCCCAGCCUAUGCCGGCCCUCACCGACAUACGGACCCCUCCGCCCCUCAUCGACAUACGGACCCCUUCCGCCCUCAUCGACAUACGGACCCCUCCCGCCCACACCGCCAUACGGACCCCUCCGGCCCUCACCGACAUACAACAAACGAUACCUAGCAAUCCACCACUCGAACAAGAAGACGCGGAAACCAUCACUGGCGAUCUAACCUCCAAACCGGACGCCAACGUAAAAAGAAAAAGGCGAGCGGCCGUAUCAGCGCAGAAGAAGUUCGACACCAUAGCGGACGACGUAGUCAUAGAUCUCAACGACGACGACUGGCGCGGCGACGACGACUUCAUCGUCGCGCCGACUCGAAACCCGGAGCCCGAGAAGGCAGAAAGAAAAGAAACAAAAUACAAACCGGGUCCGAAGAGUAAAAAGAAGCCGGUGGAAACUCCACCGGAGACGCCACAGCAGCUAGCGCAGACCAUUCAACAAUCCAUAGUGGAAGAAAGUAUAUUACUAAGCGACGAUGAAAUCGUGCCUGAAGUUCGACCCGUGACAGUGAAACAGGAGCCUUCAGCGAAGAAGGGCGAAGAGAAGUACCCGCUCCACCCGUCGCUGCUCACCAACGAGAACUUCAUAAAGAUAGUGGCGCACACGUACCUGGCCGGGAACCCCAUGCUGGACGAGGACGCGGCCACGCUGGCGGCGCGGUACAGCACCGGCAAGGCGCUGCGCGAGACCGAGGCCACCGGCAAGCCCAUCGACAGCGGGCCCAUCUACGACAUCGCUGACGCGGCCACGCUGGCGGCGCGGUACAGCACCGGCAAGGCGCUGCGCGAGACCGAGGCCACCGGCAAGCCCAUCGGCAGCGGGCCCAUCUACGACAUCGCUGUUCAGGACGCGGCCACGCUGGCGGCGCGGUACAGCACCGGCAAGGCGCUGCGCGAGACCGAGGCCACCGGCAAGCCCAUCGACAGCGGGCCCAUGUACGACAUCGCUGUUCAGGUAACUACCAACAUUACUGGACGAGGACGCGGCCACGCUGGCGGCGCGGUACAGCACCGGCAAGGCGCUGCGCGAGACCGAGGCCACCGGCAAGCCCAUCGACAGGGGCCCAUCUACGACAUCGCUGUUCAGGUAACUACCAACAUUACUGGACAAGGACGCGGCCACGCUGGCGGCGCGGUACAGCACCGGCAAGGCGCUGCGCGAGACCGAGGCCACCGGCAAGCCCAUCGACAGGGGCCCAUCUACGACAUCGCUGUUCAGGACGCGGCCACGCUGGCGGCGCGGUACAGCACCGGCAAGGCGCUGCGCGAGACCGAGGCCACCGGCAAGCCCAUCGACAGCGGGCCCAUCUACGACAUCGCUGUUCAGGACGCGGCCACGCUGGCGGCGCGGUACAGCACCGGCAAGGCGCUGCGCGAGACCGAGGCCACCGGCAAGCCCAUCGACAGCGGGCCCAUCUACGACAUCGCUGUUCAGGACGCGGCCACGCUGGCGGCGCGGUACAGCACCGGCAAGGCGCUGCGCGAGACCGAGGCCACCGGCAAGCCCAUCGACAGCGGGCCCAUCUACGACAUCGCUGUUCAGGUAACUACCAACAUUACUGGACGAGGACGCGGCCACGCUGGCGGCGCGGUACAGCACCGGCAAGGCGCUGCGCGAGACCGAGGCCACCGGCAAGCCCAUCGACAGGGGCCCAUCUACGACAUCGCUGUUCAGCUACCAACAUUACUGGACGAGGACGCGGCCACGCUGGCGGCGCGGUACAGCACCGGCAAGGCGCUGCGCGAGACCGAGGCCACCGGCAAGCCCAUCGACAGCGGGCCCAUCUACGACAUCGCUGUUCAGGUCCUAGGCGUCGACAUCCUCAAAAAACUCCAUACCAACGGUCCCACCGCCGACACCAAGGCCAACAAACAGAACCAGAAAGCGCUCUCUGACACCGAGAAAAUGCUGAGCAACGCCACGGCCCCGCCCGAGUCCAAGCGAGGCCUACUCAAGCCGAAGGUCACCUCGGAGUUGAUGCCUAAGGAGAGGAAGCCGAUGAUAGCCAACUUGGGGCGAGUGAAGUUGACGCCAGUCACGCCGGUCAUCGCGGCGCCGGUCGUCGUGCCUGUGGGGCUAAUAAAAAACACCAACAACACCGGCGCGGUGGCCGAGGAGUGCAUCCUGCCCGACGACGACGACGUGCACGUGGUCGCCGACCCCCCUCCCCCUCCCCCCGCCGCGCCCCGCCGCGCGCCCCGCGCCGCCCCCGUGCUGCUCAACAGCGCCGUCAGCGGCCAGAGACUGUUGCAGGACGAGCGACUCCUCACAAACAUCAAAGUGCCCAUCGCCCCGGCGCCGCAGGCACCACAGGCGCCGGUCGGCGCGACCAUGAUCAAGGUCGUCGGGAGCAGGGCACCGGCCGGGCCGCCGGCGCCGGCGCCCGGCGGCACCAUCUGCCUCGACAGCGACGACGAGGACGCCGCGCCCGCGCCGCCCGUGCCCGUCACGCUCACGGCCGCCACCGGCGCGCGCCUCGAGCUGCGGAUGCCGCGCGAGACCCCCUUGCGGCCGCCGCGACAAGGCCCCGUGCUCGACGCCGCCUACUGCACCGGCGACGCCGCCCCGCCCCCCGCGCCGCGCCCCGCCCGGCUCGCGCCCAAGCCCGCGCCCGCCACCGUGUGCAAGCCGGGCGACAUCAUCCGCAUCGGCAAGACCGGCACGGUCGAGGUGCUGAGCAAGGUGGACUCCGUUCCCGUCUCGCUCGGCCGCUCCGCCCGCCCCGCCGUCGGGAGAACCGCUAGCGAAAUAAUCGCGGGACCGAAAUCGGCCCAGCCGAAGAUCGCUCCUAAACCGGCGUCGCAGCGAGCCGCUCCCGAACCGACCGAGCCGAAAUUGGCUCCCAAACCGACCGAGCCGAAAUUGGCUCCGAAACCGACCGAACAGAUCGCACCGAAGCCGACGGCGAAAUCCGCCGGGCGGGCAGCCGAGAGAGUCGCCCCGAAGCCGGCUCCCAGACCGGCGGACGAGCCCUUCCGUCUGGAUAGCGGCAGCAGCUCGAGCUCGCGCUCCGCCAGCCCCGUCGACGCGGACCCGCUGUCCAUCCUCAAGGACGUGGUGCAGAUCCCGGCCGACCGCUACCAGAACAUCCUCAGCGGUCAGGCCUCCGCCGACCCCUCCCCGAGCGCCCCCAAAGCGAGCUCCUCCAAACCGACCCCCCGUGCUCCACCUUCCAAAGUAAACGCGACUAAGAAACCUCCCGAGAAACAACCCAGUAUCCUCCAAAAAUUAAAUGCGUUAAAAGAAAUAAAGGCGAAGGAAAUGGCUAAGAGACCAGCCGAGAAACCGAAAAAGACCACAACUAUAACCAGUAGUAAGAGCUCGAGCGCAGUGUUCGAUUCCGUCGAUUUAACGGACGUCGUUGCCGCGCCUGCGUCACAGAGCAAACCAGAUAAAGUCGGCAAGAGCUCGGUGACGAUAAAACCGAGCAAGAAGAUUGAAACAGUGGUCGGGACGUCUAAGAACAUCAUAUUGACUACUAAGAACAAGAUUACCGUGGGAUCAGCGCCGUCUAGCUCCAGCAAGAGCUCGGUGCGCGUGACGAACAUGGAGACGGUGGCGCCGGCCACGGUGAAGGGCCGCGUCGACAAGAAGCGGCCCGCCAUCAAACAGGAGCCAGAGGCGCCCAAGAGGAAAAAGACUGAACCCAUGACACUCAAGGAUUUCGACAUAGAUGACAUUGACGACAUCAUCGAGUUGGAAUAAACACUGAGAAUACUUAUCUGGAAAAUAAAAAAAAGAAACCACCUUGACUCUUUGAUACAUACGAGAGCACUAAAUACACAUUACAAAUCGCGAUCGCGAUCCAUCACACGCGUCGCGCGCGCGGGUCGCGAUUUAGUACGUUAACUAGGCAGUUUUUACAUUUGUCGAUAAAUGAACCUACGGCUGAAUCGUGAUCUCUUUUCUCAUGAAAUACUGCCCCGAUUACUGCUAGCGUGUUAAGAUUGCACCCUGACGUAUUUUAGUUUAAAAGCUAUUUUGAUUGUAUGAUUUUUUACGUAAUCUCUUGAUUAUUUGAUUUAAUUUGGUGCUUUGAGUCGUAACACAUACAUCUGGUCUAAAUUAACCUUUUGGACGCCAAUGACCGAUAGAUACGCACCGUAGGUUCAACACCAAAGACCGAUUAAUCGGUCACAGACCACAGAGCAACAUAGACCUACGUGCAUAUGCAUAAAGUUCAAUUUCAGUUUUGACACUUCAGUUACGUGGCGUCCGCGUGACAGCUUUUGUGUUUGGCACGGCAUCGAAAAGGUUAAGGAUUUUUUAAACUGUCAAAAUGUUAGCUUGCCAUCGUUUCAUAAUAACUAUGAUUGAAUUAUUUCAAAGUACGUUUAUCGACAAUUUUCCUAAAAUUUUGGCGGUAGAGCGGGUAGAGUUUGUGCGGAAAGAGAAGAGUCGUUGAAUGUAAGGGAGCCCAUACAUUCUACGUUUCUCCUCUUUCCGCACAUACUAUCACAGACCCUGUCGUGCAACUAUUGACGAUUUGCUGGGUUCUCCAGGUAAAAGUGUUUCGAAUAUUAUGAUAAUAGUAAGUAUAAGCAUGAUUUUAUAAAAGAUUAAGUACACAGUCAGUGUUUUAAACCCUAAUAAGUUACGGAAUGUUGUUUUAUUUUGAUUAUGUUACUAUUUAGUUGCAUAGAUAUCUGUCUUAUUUGAAAAAAUAUUGUUUUGGUUAUUAUGAUCUAAGAGAAUAGAGUGUAUAGAGAGUUACUGUCAUGGUAAAUUAUGUAGCCACAGUACAUUUACUGCCAUCUUUCGACAGAAGAUUAAACUGUUAGAACGCCAUUUGUCUCUGAUUCAGUAGGCCAAAGGUUAUGGUGCUAUCGCUCGAAAAGAUUGACAUAUCAGUGAAAGAAUAAGGAUCAAAGUCAAAUGGCGUUCUAACAGUUUUAAUCUUCUGUCGAAAGAUGGCAGUAAAUUUGCUGUAGCUACAUAAUUUACUUUGACAAUCCGCCUCUAUUUCGAAUUCUCUUUGUUAUGAUAUAAUAAUAAAGAUAUGUCUCUAUCGUAUUUUAUCACUAAGUUCUAGAUGUCCUGUAAAUACUAUCUCAUAAGGCUUGUAUUGAUUGUAUCUGAUUGUGAUCUAACUUUUUAUUUUUCAUAAGCGCUGGUGGAGAAUUGUCUGUGUAGCUAGAAUACUUUGGUCGAUAGUGGAAGCUAAGGCAAGUGUGUAUUGAAUGUACAUUUUUAUUUUUUAUUUUAAUAAUUAUAGAAUACAUUUGUCUUGGACUUUAGAAAUUAUAAAGUGAUUAUAAUGCGCUCAAGCGCGUAAAUAUAUGCUUAGACGAUUACAGUAGUGAAUGUAAUAGGCAUUGCUCUUCGUACAUUUGUUGGUUACUUCACAACUAAAUUGAAAUAAAUAAUGACUUCUAA